AGGCAGGAAAGCCGUUUGGCUAAGGAGACGGAAAUUGCAGCUAUUUUAUAUCUGGUUGGUUUUUCUACAAAUCAUACCAACGGACUGUUUCAUUUUUUCCUAGUUUCAUCUCUCCCAAACCCCCUGAGAGAAGUUUAUAAUGCCCGCUUAAGUGGCUGCAGUUCAUUGGAUAGCUCAACAGUGUUUUGGUGCAGGCCUUCGAGGAAGGAGAUGGAAGGGCAAGCCCUGGUAGGCCUAGUCGUUGGAGAGGAGUCUGAAGGACAAAGGACAGUCCCUCAAGGCCUGCAAGGGCAACCUCAGGGAGAACUGGAACAAGAACCAGGGGAGACCUCACUUUUGCUCCCCCAAAAGACUGAGUUCCCUGCACCGCACAAGGGAAUUUUGCAGUUGCCAAAGGAGUCGACUCCCUGGAAUGACACAAAGACCUUUCUGGCUUCCUUUGAGCAAGUGGCCAAGGCCUGCCAGUGGCCCCAGGAAGAGUGGGUGAUCCAGUUCCAGCCAGCCCUCAGCAGGGAAGCUGAACGAGCCUUUAGAAAUCAGGAGACUAGAGGCAGAGAGGAUCAUGGGAAGGCAGCCAUCUUGCAAAGGGACACCAUGAAGCAAAAUCACAAGGGCCCAAGAGGGACUGCCGGCUGGCUCCAGGAACUUUGUCACCAGUGGAUGACGGGUGAGAGACCCAUGAAGGAACGGAUCCUGGAGCAGAUGAUCCUGGAAAACUUUCUGAACAGCCUUCCACCUGAGAUCCAGAGCUGGGUCAAGGAACAUGGACCAAAGAGCCUGUCCCAGGCAGUGGUUCUGGCAGAGGAGUUCCUACUGAGGCAGCGAGAGGCCCAGAGGCAGGAAAAAGAGUGUCCAGUUUUUUUUGAGGAGGUGGCUGUGUAUUUCACCAAGACUGAAUGGGCCCUGCUGGAUCCAAGCCAAAGGGUUCUCUAUAGGGAGGUCAUGCUGGAGAAUUAUGGGAACGUGGCCUCUCUAGAAUGGUCUCAGGUCUGCAAACCCAAUCUUGUCUCCUGGCUGGAAGAAGAGGAGGAGCUUUUUGUCCUGUGCUCUGAGGAAAGGGAGAUGCAAACAGAAUUUGUGUGGAGGAGUGAGUACCAACUUGAAGAACCUGGAGAAUUGUCUGCAGAUGGAGUCGAACAGCUAGAGCCAGUAGAGAAUGUUUGGAUUCAAGACAGAUCAAAGAGGUGGAAAAGAAAGGGGGAGAAAGGAAAACAAAAAGAGAGGAAGAAGUCAGUUGUACUCUGGGACAGGAAUUCCCAUAAAUUGCUGGUCCAUCAAAAAAUACAACAAGAAAAGAAAAGGAACAAGUGCCUUAUCUGUGAGAAAACCUUUAGCUAUGAAUCAAACCUUAAGACACAUGAAAGAAUCCACACAGGAGAGAGACCAUAUCAGUGUUCUGGCUGUACCAAAAGCUUUUGCUAUCAAAGGAACCUUGUUCAACACUUAAGAACCCACACAGGAGAGAGACCAUAUAAAUGUUCGGGGUGUAACAAAAGCUUUCGUUAUCAAAGGAACCUUGCUCAGCAUUUUAGAAUCCACACUGGGGAGAAACCAUAUAAAUGCCUUGAGUGUGGAAAAAGCUUCAAUCAGAGCUCCAGCCUUACUUCCCAUCAAAGAAUCCACACAGGGGAGAAACCAUAUAAAUGCCUGGAGUGCGGAAAGAACUUCAGUAGAAGCACAGGCCUCUCUUCCCACCGAAGAAUCCACACAGAAGAGAAACCAUUUAAAUGCUUCGUAUGUGGGAAGAGCUUUGCCGCCAGCACCAAUCUGGCUACACACCAAACGAUCCACACUGGAGAGAAACCGUUCAAAUGUUUAGAGUGCGGGAAAAGCUUCAGACAGAACAUGUGCCUCACUUUACACCAGAGAAUUCACACAGGAGAGAAACCUCACACAUGUUUUGAGUGUGGAAAAAGCUUCAGCAGGAGCACAAAUCUUAUUGCGCACCGGAGAACCCAUAGAAAGGAGAAACCUUUUAAAUGCUCAAACUGUAGCAAGAGUUUUAAAGAUCAAGCAAGCCUUCUUAAACAUAACAUGCUACACACUGGGGAGAAACCAUACAAAUGCUCAGAGUGUGACAAGAGCUUCAGUUCAAAAUCAUACCUUGUUACUCAUCAAAGAAUUCACACAGGGGAGAAACCCUAUGUAUGCUCAGACUGUGGAAAGAGCUUCCGGCAGAAAGUAAGCCUCAUUUCCCACCAACGAAUGCAUACAGGAGAGAAACCGUAUAGCUGUUUUGUAUGUGGGAAGCGCUUCAGUCAGAGAGCACAUCUCAGUUCACACAAAAGAAUCCACUCCAGUGAUAAACCAUAUAACUGCUUAGACUGCAGCAUGACCUUCAGUGAACAAUUGGGGCUUGAUGUGCAUCGAAGAAUUCAUGAAGCGAGGAAGCCAUUCCAUUGUUUAGAAUGUGGAAUGAGGUUUUGCAAGAGCACAGAGCUUAGUUCACAUCAAAGUAUUCACAACAGGAAGAAGUCAAUUUUCUAUCUUCUGCCAGCACCAUUGAGAGAUUACCCAAAGAUUAAAAUGGAGGUACAAAAUCCUUCCCGGUGGGAAGCAUCAGCUGGAGUAGGGAAAGCCCUUCGUAUUCCUCAAGGUCAAAAACGCAAGAUGGACCAGGAGGGAAGAAGUAAGCCUUGUGAAGAGACACCAUCUGAAAGUACCACAGGAUUCGUCAGUAGGCUGACUCCAUAUUGGGUGAAGGAGGAACCAGAAGAAGGUUUGGGCCUGCGCUGGGAAGCCCAGUGGCAGGAAUUCCUGAGAACCGUGGAUCCCCCUCAUUCACCAUGGGGAGUUCUGCCAUUGGCAGAGCAGCCUGUUGCCCCUUGGGAUGAUGUCUGGGGCUUUCUGGCCUCCUUUGAACAGGUGGCCAAAGCCUGCCGUUGGCCCAAGGAUGAAUGGGCAGCACGGCUCCUGCCAGCCCUCAGUGGAGAAGCAAAGCGGAUCUUUGGUAGGCUGGAGACCAGAGACAGAGAGGAUUAUAGAAAGGUGAAAGUGGCCAUUUUGCAAGGGGAUGCCAUGAGGAGAGAGAGGAUGCGUCAAUAUUUCAGGCAUUUCUGCUACCGGGAGACAGAAGGCCCGCGUGGGGCUUAUAGCCGCCUCCAGGAAUUUUGCCAUGGGUGGCUGCGAGUGGAGAAACACUCCAAGGAGCAGAUCCUGGAGCUCUUGAUCCUGGAGCAGUUUCUGAGCAUCCUUCCACUAGAGGUCCAGAGUUGGGUGAGACAGCAUGGCCCUGACACCUGCUCCCAAGCAGUGGUCCUGGCCGAGGAUUUCUUGCAGAGGAAACGAGACACCCAGAUGCAGAAAAACCAGUUCAAUGUCUUGCAGGCAGUUUUGGAAGAGGAAGGUGUGACUUUCUCCAAAGCAAGCCAGAAUUCAGAGCAUCAGUUGACUACAGAAACCAAGCAGGAAGAUGAUGGGGCUGGUAACAUGUUGGCAGCCCAAAAGUGGAUGACCAUAGAGGAGGCUGAAGAUCAAGAAGAGCCAGAAGGUUCCGAUACGGAGGGACUACAUGGAAUGUCUGUGUGGAAAGUAGAAGGCGACGUUUCCCAUGGUUGCUGGCAGGAAGAUGCCUUAACAAGUCUGGAAAGACCACAUUGUCAACAGGAUACCCACCCAGCAGAAGAAGUGGAGAAAUCCAUUCCUUGCUGGGGCCAUGACCUGUCUUCUGAGUUCAGAGUCCGGAAGGAAACUAAUCCUGCAGGUGAUGGCUGGAAGAGGGAAAGCAAAGGGGAACUUCCUGGGAGAUUGUUGGAAAGAGUUGGUCACAAAACAUUCCAGGAGAACUUUUGGAACCAAGACAGAUCCAAGAUGCAGGAGGCAAACCAGACAGGAAAGAAGAGGGAUCCAUCCAGUCCCCAUCAGAAUGAAGAUUCAGAUCAAAUUCCCAUUCUGCCGGAUUCACCAAUGGAAAAGGAGAGGAACAAAUUUCUCAGUGUUCAUUGGAGAAUUGAUGUGGGGAAGCCUCCAGCUCAAAGCUUUGAGUUUGGGGACGGGUUCGAUGAGACCAGGAACCUCCUUGAAUGCCAAGCAGAGGUAAAGGCAUAUCAGUGCCGCGAGUGUGGGAAGAGCUUCAGCCGGAGCGCGAACCUGAGUUCACACCUGCGGAUCCACACGGGGGAGAAGCCAUACAGUUGCCCAGACCUGACCUGCAGCAAGCGGUUUUGCAGCCAGUCGGAUCUGAUCAAGCAUAAGAGAAUCCACAAAGGGGAGAAACCAUACCAAUGUUCCCAUUGUGAGAAGAGCUUCAGCCAGGGUUCCCACCUCAUUUCCCAUCAGAGGAUUCACACUGGGGAGAAGCCCUACAAAUGCCUGGAGUGUGGGAAGGCCUUCAGCAAAAACACCAACCUGACAUCGCAUCAGAGAAUCCACACGGGGGAGAAGCCAUACACUUGUUCCGAGUGCGGGAAGAGCUUCACAUGGAGCUCCAACCUGACAUCCCAUCAGAGAAUCCACACGGGGGAAAGACUCUAUAAAUGUUCACACUGCGGCAAGAGUUUCUGUAACCACUCCACCCUGAUUAAGCACAUGAGAAUCCAUACAGGGGAGAAACCCUACAAGUGUUUUCUUUGUGGGAAGAGCUUCAGCCAGAGCUCUAGCCUCAUUUCUCACAAGCGAACUCAUACAGGGGAGAAACCUUACAACUGUGCCGUGUGUGGGAAGAGCUUCAGCAAAAAAAACAACCUCACUUUGCAUCAAAGGAAUCAUGAUGAGCCAAUUGAGCCUCAAGUGGCCAAUCAAAAACCCCCAACUGGCCCCCAUCACUUUCUAAAAACAAUCGACGUCAAGAAAAAGAUGAAAAUGGAGGAGCAAGACCCCACAGGCCUCACCUCAGGGGAGGGAUCUGAAGGGGCAUGGAAAGCCCCUCUUGUCACCCAAGGGGAAAGAAUCAGGGAAUCUGUGCAGAGAAGACCAGAUAAUGAAGUGAAACAGGAGACCUGUGAGAGGCUGCCUUGGGAAACCCAGUGGCAAGAGUUGUUGAAGACUAUGGAGUCUCCUUCCUCAGAGCAAUUGCCAGAUAAGCCCUCGCUGUGGGAUGAUGCCAAGGCCUUUCUGGCCUCCUUUGAGCAAGUGGCUGAAGCCUGUCAGUGGCCCAAGGUAGAAUGGGCGGCCCGACUUCUGCCAGCCCUCAGUGGAGAAGCUGCACAAGCCUUCAGCAGAUUACAGGCCAGAGACAGAGAGGACUACGGGAAAGUAAAGGCAACAAUCUUGCAAGGGGAUGCCAUGAGGAGGGAGAAGCAGCGUCAAAAUUUUCGGCAUUUCUGUUACCAGGAGGCUGAGGGCCCAAGAGUGGCUCACAGCCAACUCCAGGAACUUUGCUUUCAGUGGCUGAAAGUUGAGAGGCACUCCAAGGAACAGAUUCUGGAGCUCUUGAUCCUGGAGCAGUUCCUGACGGUCCUGCCUCUGCAUGUACAGGACUGGCUGAGGGACCGUGGUCCAGAGACCUGCUCCCAGGCAGUGGCCAUGGCGGAGGAGUUCCUCCAAAGACAGCAAGAGGCCUCAAGGCAGGACAACAAGGUGGCAUUUGAAGAAGUGACAGUAGGUUUCUCUGAGGCAGGCCAAGAUGCACCUGAACCUAAGCAGGAAGAUGCCAGAGAAGAGCCUAAGCAGGAGGAUGCCAGAGAAGACAACCUGAAAGCAGGUUGUGUAAGGGAGAGUGAGAAUAAGGGAGAGCGAUUUGAGGUCUCAUCAGAAAGAGGCAAACAUGAAGAGUUGACAGAGAACUUUUGGAAUUCAGACAGACCUCAGAAACAGGAGGGAAAUCACAUGAAGAAAACAAAUGAUGAAUGCAGUCCUAUUCAAGAUGGGGACUUCCAGGAAAUCCCAUCACAGCAAGAGAGCCAAAUGGCCAAGAGGAAUAAUGAACGACUUGAAGCAUACUGGGGAAUCUACACAGAAGAGAAUCCCAAUCAAAGCUUAGAGCCCAUUCAGGCUUUCAGUCAGAGAAAUUUUAUUGAGUGUCAAAAGGACCACUCAGGAGAGUGUGGAAAGAGCUUCAAACAGAGCACAACCCUUAUUUCACACCAAAGAGUCCACACAGGAGAGAAGCCAUACACUUGCUUGGAGUGUGGGAAGAGUUUUAAUGAGAGUAAAACCCUAAUUUCACACAAGAGGAUUCACACAGAGGAGAAACCAUAUAAAUUAUCAAAGUGCAGUGCAAGCUUCAUUCAGAGCUCAAGUUUGACAUCACAUCGAAGAAUCCACACAGGGGAGAAGCCAUUCACGUGUUUGGAGUGUGGGAAGAACUUCUGUCAGAGCUACCAACUUGUUCGACAUCAGAGGACACACACAACAGAAAGGCCAUACAGCUGCUCAGACUGUAGUAAGACCUUUGGCCACAAGUCGAGCCUUAGUAAACAUGAGAGAAUCCACACAGGAGAGAGACCCUACACAUGCCUGGAAUGCGGAAAAAGCUUCUGUCAGAGCACCCACCUGACUUCCCACCAAAGAAUCCACACAGGGGAGAAACCCUAUAAAUGCUCAGACUGUAGCAAGACUUUUGGUAAUCAAUCUGGCCUGAUUAAACAUCAACGAAUCCAUACAGGGCAAAAGCCAUAUACAUGCUCCGUGUGUGGGAAGAGCUUCAUCCAGAGCACACACCUUAUCAGACACCACCGAAUCCAUGCCGGGGGGAUCUUUCCACCUGAAUUUCCUCACACUGUUAGAUCCUCAGCAGGAGCCCAGCAGAAGCUCAGAACUUGGGUUCAAAUCCCAGUCACUUUUGGCAGUGCAACAUCAUCAUUGUCAGUGUCUCUGGGAAUGAAAAUGGAGGAGCAAGGCCAUACCUCAGUGGAAGCACUUCAGGGAGCAGGAAAGGCCCCUCAUAUUCUCCAGGUUGAUAAUAUUAGGGAAUUUCUGCAAAGGAGACCAGGAGAACAAAUUAAACAGGAACCAGGGGAAGUUUCCUUUCAUCAAUGGGAAGCCCAGUGGCAGGAGUUCCUGACGAAACUAGAUUCUCCUCACACAGGCUGGGGGAUCCCAAUAUUACUGGACAACAAGCCUUUGCCCUGGGAUGAUCCAAAGGCUUUUCUGGCUUCCUUUGAACAGGUGGCCGAAGCCUGCCACUGGCCCAAAGAAGAAUGGGCAACCCGACUCCUACCAGCCCUCACUGGAGAAGCUGAGCAGGCCUUUAUCAAAUUGGAUGCCCAAGAUAGAGAGGAUUAUGGGAAAGUAAAGGCCGCCAUCUUGCGAGGAAAUGCCAUCAGCAGGGAGAAGCAACGUCAACGCUUCAGAUGCUUCUGCUACCGUGAGGCUGAGGGGCCAAGGGGAGCAUAUGGUCGACUUCAGGAACUUUGCUGCCAAUGGCUGAAAUUUGAACGACACUCCAAGGAACAGAUUUUGGAGCUGCUGAUCCUGGAGCAGUUGCUGACGAUCCUGCCCCUGGAGAUCCAGAGCCAGGUUAGAGAAUGUGGACCAGAGACCUGUUCCCAAGCAGUGGCUCUUGCUGAGGAUUUCCUUUUCAGACAGCAGGAGACCCAAAGACAGGAGAAAGAGGUAGCAUUUGAGGAGGGGGCUGCAAGCUUCUCUGAAGCAUCUGAGCUGGACCACAGACAUUUGGGCCCAGAAACCAAGAAGGAAGAUGACAGAGACAACAGCCUGUCAGCUGAAAGACGGAUGAUCCUAGAAGCAGGAGAGAAAUACCUAUCUGGAGACGUGGAUCUGGAUAAGCCACAAGGUUCAUCAGCAUGUAAAGUCGAAGAGAAUGUUUCCCAAUGUUGUCGGCAGGUCUACAUUUCUGUGGGAGAGGAAAGAACUGAGUGUCGGCAGGACACCUGUCCAGUAGAGGACAAGGUUGAAUCCCUUCCUUGUGUGGGAGGCCUCAAGGCCUCCAGCAACACCAUGGAGCAAAUGGAAAUUGAUUCUGGGAAGAAGCAUGAGCCCUACCCUGAGUAUGGGAAACAUUUCCUGCCAAAGAGCACGUAUGCAGGAGGGAAAGGGCACAAAUGCCUGGUCUGUGGGAAAUGCUUUCUUUCAGGCUCCAAGUUCAGCAUCCACCAGAGAAGCCACUUGGGGGAGAAGCCGUACAGGCAUUUGAAUUUCUGUAGCCCUCCACACACGUGCCGAGCCAGCCUCGACAUGCGUAACCCAGAUCCAUCUGUGUUGUUCACAAAAAUGAGUCCUCGCAUCCGUGGCCAGCGCUGGGAAGGGAAGGAAGUGGUGGCUUUGUUGAACAGCAUCAAGGUCAGCCCUGCCCUUGCCCUGCUGAUGAGCAGCAGCUCACAGAGGGGUCAGCAACACUGGGAAAAAAUUCGGGACAAGCUGUGCUCUCUGGGGUUCAACCGGACAAUCGACCAGCUGAGAUCAAAGUGGAAACAACUGAAGACCGAUUUCUUUGCCGCUGGUAGGCCUGCUGCGGAGGGAAAAGAAAGGCCCGCAAGCAUACCACAUUAUUUCAACCGAAUGCGGGCUCUGUGGGAUGCGGCAGGACGUCCCCCAUUCAAAGAUCGUCACCUGCCAGCCUCCUAUCGGGCACAAAGGCGGGAGCUGGAGAGCUGUCAGGAAGACGACGAGGAAGUGGAAGCCAGCAGUGGAAGAGUGCAAGGAGGAAAGGGGGCGCCUCCUGGAGCCCUGGAGGCCAACCAUCGGAGGAUGAAAAUGGAGGAGCAAGACCCCACGGGGUGUACAAAUGUGGAAGCAUCAAGGGGGAAAGACUCUUGUUCAUAUCAGGCUAGUGUGGGUCACAAACUUAGGAUGAACUUGGAAGGGAGAAUUGAUGCCCCUGAAGUAAUUCCAUCGGGGAAUAAUGAGGGGUACUUUACUACAGUGAAUCUGUAUCGGAUGAAGGAGGAACCUGAAGAAAGUUCGGCCCUGCACUGGGAAGACCAGUGGCAGGAGUUCCUGAGGACUGUGGAGCCACCUCAGUCAGGACAGGAAAUCCCUGAGUUAGUGGAGGAACCAUCACCCUGGGACAACACUAAGGCUUUCUUAGCCUCUUUUGAGCAAGUGGCCGAAGCCUGCUGUUGGCCCAAGGACAAGUGGGUGCCCCGGCUCCUGCCAGCCCUCAGUGGGGAAGCUAAACAGGCUUAUAGCAGGUUGCAGGCCAGAGACAGAGAGGAUUAUGGGAAGGUCAAGGCAGCCAUCUUGCAAGGAGACUCCAUGAGCAGAGAGAAGAUUCGUCAGCACUUCCGACAGUUCUGCUACCAGGAGGCUGAAGGGCCGCGAGGGGCUCACAGCCGGCUCCAGGAACUUUGUUUUCGGUGGCUGAAGGUUGAGAGACACACCAAGGAGCAGAUCCUGGAGCUGUUGAUCCUGGAGCAGUUUCUGACAGUCUUGCCUCCAGAAAUCCAGGUGUGGGUGAGAGACUGGAGCCCAGAGACCUGUUCCCAGGCUGUGGCUCUGGCAGAGGAUUUCUUGCAGCAGCAGCGAGAAGCCCAGAGGCAAGAAAAACAGGUGGUGUUUAAAGAGGCGGCCGUGCAUUUCUCAGAGACAAGCCAGGCCCUGUCUGAGGUGGAAGAGAAGCAAGUCUGCUCGGAAACCAAGCAAGAAUCUACUGGAGAUUCCAGCCUGCUGGGUGAUGGGUGGGAGAGUGAUAUGGAGAAGGGUGAACCACACGGCAUGACCCCAGCGAGAAGGAAGGACAAGGUGCUGAAGGAGAACUUUUGGGAUCAAGUCAGGUUGGAAGAGCAAGAAGGAAACUACGCAGCAAAGAGGAAGGACAAAACUGUCCCUUGUCAGGAUGGAGACGUCCCCAAAAACCCAGCUGAACAGAUGCAAGCUGAAAAGAGGAGGAGUAAGCAUCUUAGUGCUCACUGGAGGAUCCACGCAGGAGAGAAACCAGACAAAAGCCUAAAAUUUGGGAAGAGCUUUGUCUGGGACAGAAACCUCCCUGAGUGUCAGGUACUCCACUCUGGACCGAAACCUUACAAAUGCUCCGUGUGUGGAAAAGGCUUCAGCCAGAGCACACACCUGACUUCGCACCAAAGAAUCCACACUGGGGAGCGUCCAUACAGCUGUUCAGAAUGCAGCAAGAGCUUCAACCAGAGCACAAGUCUCAUCCAGCACCAGCGUAUCCACACAGGGGAGAAACCAUAUCAGUGCUCAGAGUGUGGGAAGAGCUUUCGCCACAGUACCAGCCUGAUAUCGCACCAGCGCAUCCACACGGGGGAGAAACCGUACAAAUGCUCAGAUUGCGGCAAAGGGUUUUGUAACCAGUCGGGGCUGAUCAACCACAAGACGAUUCACACAGGGGAGCGGCCAUAUAAAUGCCUGGAGUGUGGGAAGAGCUUCAGCCAGAGCACACACUUGACCUCUCACCAGCGAAUCCACACAGGGGAGAAACCAUACAGAUGUUUGGACUGCAGCAAGACCUUUUGCGAUCAGUCGGGGCUGGUCAAACAUCAGAGGAUUCACACUGGGCAGAAACCAUACAAAUGCCUGGCCUGCGGGAAGAGCUUCAGUCAGAGCACAAACCUUAUUAGACAUCAGAGAAUUCACACGGGAGGUGAAAUGCCCUUAUUAGCCUCCCCCUGCACUUAGAUCAACAGACAGAGCCUCAUUUCUAAGGGAUUACUUUUUCCAGCCAUUACCCUUUCUUGUAUGCCACAGCUUUGCGGAAGGUUUAUGCUGUGUUUGUGACUUUUGUAGUGCCCAUCCAGUGUUUUUAGAGAGUAGGUGUAAUCAGGUGGGGCAUUUACUGAGCAAGACUUCUGAUUGACUAUUGGAGAUGUGAUUGGCUGCACAAAUUUGUAAAAAUAUUGCUUUGGCAGCAGUUGCCAUCACAGCACAGCAGUCUUCACUGCUUGGGUGAAAGUAAGCUGUGGGAGACAUUUUGGUGACUGGCUCUGCUUCCUGCGGCAGCCAUUUUAUGACUGCACCAACCAUACUGCAUCAGAAUUCCAAAGGUUCCCACAACCUCAAAAUGUGUGGGGUCCCCUGUUUUAAUAGAAUGGUUUCAGCAGCUUUUAUUUUCAUGCAAGUUGCAAGCUGAAUCCUCCUGCAACUGUAGGUGUGCUAGAAGAUUAUUGUAUAAAUGCAUCAUGUCAGGACCAUGCAUCUAAAUUUGCAUCUAAAUUCACACACACACAAAAUUGUUCACAUACAGCAAAUACACAACCGGCAUGUAGUUGCAUAUACCUUUUUGUAAAAAAUUGCUAAUGUGUGUUCACUUUACAAAUAAAACCUGGAAUCAAAAACUGCCAGUACAUGUACGUUCCCUGUAAUUGCCCUUACCUUUUGAAAUGGCUUGCCUGAUGAGGUCAGGAAGACUUCCACCCUCUUGGCUUUCUGUUCACUGCAAAACUGGAUUAUUCAAGAGGGUAUUUUUACAUAGGACCAUGUUGUAACAAAAUGACUCCAAAACACUCGGGUAAAGAGUUAGGGACAGUGGACUAUGCAUAUGUAUACAGUUCAUACUGUCUGUUGCUGUAAGUAGGAUCCUUUAAAAAGUGUUUUUUUCAGUAUAGUUUAAGACAUCAUAUUAAUACUUUGUUUCAGUUUUGUCUCAGAUUUCUGCUUGGCUCCAGACUUCUGCAAUCCAAAUCCUAUUUCAUUGAUAAUUGGAUGUCCUCUUCUGUUGAUUGUAGUGGCUUACUUUGUGUAAUCUGACUUGAGUCCCAGUCAGAAAGGCAGACUCUAAACAACAUAAAUAAAAAAUAAAGACCA
This is a messenger RNA of Sphaerodactylus townsendi, 11601 nucleotides long. RefSeq lists its product as uncharacterized. Gene Ontology annotation, biological process: regulation of transcription by RNA polymerase II. The transcript is spliced from 21 exons. The record is from RefSeq and is a predicted model, not a curated record. Bases 211 to 10476 code for a protein of 3421 amino acids. Gene Ontology annotation, molecular function: DNA-binding transcription factor activity, RNA polymerase II-specific; RNA polymerase II cis-regulatory region sequence-specific DNA binding. NCBI's taxonomy places the organism in Eukaryota, Metazoa, Chordata, Lepidosauria, Squamata, Sphaerodactylidae.